Scleropages formosus (Asian bonytongue) is the source of this 1539-nucleotide messenger RNA. Its product is annotated as neuromedin-U receptor 1-like. Gene Ontology annotation, cellular component: plasma membrane. Gene Ontology annotation, molecular function: neuromedin U receptor activity. The record is from RefSeq and is a predicted model, not a curated record. The transcript is spliced from 3 exons. NCBI's taxonomy places the organism in Eukaryota, Metazoa, Chordata, Actinopteri, Osteoglossiformes, Osteoglossidae. Gene Ontology annotation, biological process: neuropeptide signaling pathway. The coding region runs from base 1 to 1539 and encodes 512 amino acids.
AUGGAGAAGCUGGAGGCCUUGUUUCCUGUGCGGGGCAUGGAAACCAUGAGCAGAAAAACCACAGUGGUAUUCUUCGAGACUGACGACGGGACUCGGGUGCGAGAUGUACUCAGAACGCUUCAGCAGGAGCGAUGGUGGAAAAUGCUGAUGGUUGCACGCGUCAGUGGAAAUGGAAAUGAACGAUGUACCCGGGUGGGUGCUGUUCAUCUCAAGACUGUCGAGAAAGUGACACGGAUUGGCGUCAUCACCGGAUCUUUCCUUCCAAGUGUCCCGUCCUUUGCUGCCAUGACGGACAGGUAUAACUGCAGCUUCGCUGACUUCCUGUCCCCGCCGGUCGAGAGAUGUCAGGUGGAUGGGCUGUGCAACCGCAGCUUCCAGCUGGUGGAGAACAUUAGCGUCACGCUGGAGGACCUGUGCCUGAGCCAGGAGGAGUUCCUGAGGAGGCACCUGGGCCCUCGGCGCUCCCCGGUCUUCCUGCCGGUUUGCGUCAGUUUCCUGCUGAUCUUCCUAGUGGGCGCAGUGGGAAAUGCACUGACCUGCGCGGUCAUUGCCGGCAACAAGGUGAUGCACACGCCCACCAACUACUACCUGUUCAGCCUGGCUGUGUCGGACCUGCUGGUGCUGCUUCUGGGCAUGCCGCUAGAGCUGUACGAGAUGUGGAGCAACUACCCUUUCCUCUUCGGCCAGUGGGGCUGCCACUUCAAGACCUUCCUCUUUGAAACGGUCUGCUUCGCGUCCAUCCUCAACGUCACGGCGCUCAGCGUGGAGCGCUACGUCGCCGUGGUGCACCCACUCCGGGCCAAGUACGUGGUGACACGGGCGCAUGCCAAGCGGGUGAUCCUGGCGCUGUGGGCGGCCUCCAUGCUGUGCGCCGUGCCCAACACCAGCCUGCACGGCAUCAGGCUGGAGUCCAGGUUCGGACACCAGCUCCCCGAGUCGGCCACCUGCACCCUGAUCAAGCCCACCUGGAUCUACAACCUGGUCAUCCAGGUGACGACGGGCGUCUUCUUCCUGCUGCCAAUGCUGACUAUCAGCGUGCUCUACCUGCUCAUCGGGCUGCAGCUCAGGCGCGAGAAGAUGAUGCGGGUCAUAGAGGCCAAGUCCGGCCUGGACCGGAACGGCUACAGCAGCACCCAGAAGGUGCGGCAUCGCCAGGUCACCAAAAUGCUCUGUGUGCUGGUGGUGGUCUUCGGCAUCUGUUGGGCGCCCUUCCACGCCGACCGGCUGAUGUGGAGCUUCAUCAAGGAGUGGACCGAAUCCCAAAAGCAUAUGUUCGAGUGCGUUCACAUACUCUCGGGGGUCUUCUUCUACCUGAGCUCUGUCGUCAACCCCAUCCUCUAUAACCUGAUGUCCACCCGCUUCCGCGAGAUGUUCCGGGAGGUGGCAUGCCGGCGUGGCAGACGCGGCUAUUCACCCAGCGUGACACGGGUGACCCGGUUGACCCUGCGCAGCACCGUCUGCGAGGCACCGCCUGGACUCGGUGCGCUGGGAUCCGAGGGGGAGGAUGGCCCUCGCGAACAGGAGACCGCAGCACCUUAA